Pygocentrus nattereri (red-bellied piranha) is the source of this 744-nucleotide messenger RNA. Its product is annotated as protein FAM237B-like. Bases 346 to 744 code for a protein of 132 amino acids. The transcript is spliced from 3 exons. The record is from RefSeq and is a predicted model, not a curated record. Lineage: Eukaryota; Metazoa; Chordata; Actinopteri; Characiformes; Serrasalmidae.
AGUAAGUCACCAGCGGGGCUCCGCAGGACUCCAACUCUUGAGCCGUUUCCUGGACUAUAGAAACAUGGGUCGCAACUGACCAACACCUCACAGAAAGAGGUUGUUUGGUUUUGCGUUAAAGCCCCUGGAGGACCACCAUACAUGAUGACGUUACCCAGAGCAAAGCAAAGUGAAGGUAGGAGGAGGGAGGGAGCAGUGAGGGGCUGUAGCUGACUGACCGAGCAGGAGGAAAGCACAUACAAACACACAGGCACGGAGGAGCUGCUCUUCCACUCACCACCUCACUGGAGUAAAGGUUUUUACUCAGCCUCGGCCACGUUAAUCUCACGCCUUCACCCGUCACUCAUGGAUUCCAGGCCGUGGCCGCUCGGGGUUCGGUUGCGGAGGCUUGCGGGCAUGUGUGUGCUCCUCAUGGCCGUGGCCUCGUCAUGCGCCAUGGGCGCCCCCAACAUUAUGAGCCCCGAGGCCGGAAGGCCUGUGCACCUGGGAGAGAUCGACGGUGCGUGCUGGGACGCCUCCUCGCUUGCGGUCAUUGAGGUGCGCAAGCUGCACGUAGCAGACAACGUGGGUUCCUUCUGGGACUUCAUGACGUACCUGCGUGCGUCCCCGCAGCAGGGCCACCAGGACGCGUUCAUGAAGCUCGCACAGCUCUUCUGGGAGCGCUAUGUGGACUGCGUGCUGUCCCGUGCGCACGGACUGGGCAGGAGGGCCUGGAGGAGGGCGACACGAAGGGCGACACUGUAA